UCACGGCUACGUCACGUGGCUGUUCCUCUAGUUCUGCCAAGCGAAAGUGGAUGCAGAGCGCUAUUCGUCGGUGUUCUUUUAUGACAUUGAAUGUUUAUUUUGAAUUAUUCUAUGCGUUUCGAUUUAUAUGCUUAUCGAGAAUUUGAUUUAUAUUUACGAAAGUGUUGCAUUAUCACUGUAUCUGGAUCGCUCAAAACUGCCACAGCUGUCUGCUCUGGGAAGAAAGCGAAGAAAGCGGUGGUCAGCAACGCUAUGCCUGUGUGAACAAGAGAACCUGAAUCUCUGAUGUUUAAGAGGGACAGGAUAAUAAACGUCAUAACUCGAGUGCUCUUAUGCAAGCUUACUGUUGAUGAGCAGAGUGGACCAACAGAUGGACUCUUUCAGGAGCCAACAGCUUGUGUUUCAUUAAGGCACCAAAAAGCACUGUGCUUGGGGUAGAAGAGUUGCAUGGAGUAUAGGCAGGGCGAAUAUUGCUAGGAAACUUUUAGUCCUAACCAAAAGAAGAAUAUCUGUAGGCUUCGACACAAAGUUGGGGUAAGCCUCUUGUAUGAAAGGUAAGAUGUCUCAAGAUCUUAUGGAAUCAGAUUAUUUGCCCCCAGUGAGAGCAGAUCAAAUUAAAACAGAAAGAGAAGAUGAAGAGUACUUCCUGGUUGAGCAACUCUCCAGUCAGAGUUGGGAUUCGGCAGACGAUGAACCCAAUGCAUGUUUCGACACGGACGAGGAAGACUCUUACUUGAAGCUUUGUUCUGACCAAAUAAAAAUUGAGAAUGAUGAACUGGAACGUGCAGGAUCUGAGCAACAUUUUAUGGAAGGACCCGACAAAUGUACUGACUCACCAGAAAACACAACAGCGGACAAAUCCCGUAGAAGAGAUCUCACGGAGUCGGAGGCUGAGCAGUCUAACGGACUGCAAAGUCAGGCUGGAAUCAAAUGGUCGUGCCUGCGGUGCAAUAUGACGUUCGCUGAUGGAAGCUACCUGAAGACCCACGAGGAAACUCACAAAGCCGGGAAAGCGUACUCCUGUCCUGACUGCGGGAAGGGUUUCAAUCACAUAAGCAACAUGAAAAGACAUCAGCUCAUCCACAGAGAUGAAAAGCCGCACUAUUGUGCGGAAUGCGGGAAGGGCUUCAACAGAUUGAGUAGCUUAAAGGUGCACAAGCUUAAUCACACAGGGGAGAAAUUAUUUACAUGCUCAGAGUGCGGAAAGAGUUACAGUAUAAUGAAAUACUUGAAACUGCAUCAGCGAACACACUCUGGCGAGAGACCCUUCCCUUGCACCGAGUGUGGAAAGAGUUUUGGUCGUUUUAAUAACUUGAAAAGACAUCAGCUGAUUCACACUGGGGAGAAGCCCUUCUCUUGCCCUGAUUGUGAGAAGAGUUUCAAUCAGUUAAGUAGCUUGAAAACCCAUCGACUCAUUCACACAGGGGAGAGAAUGUUUUCCUGCACAGAGUGUGGCAAGCGCUUUACUCAUUUAAGGAACUUGAAAGACCACCUUCAGAUCCACAAAGGGGAGAAGCCGUACUCGUGCACGGAGUGCGGAAAGUGCUUCAAUCGAUUGGACAACUUCAAGUCGCACAAGCUAAUUCACACGGGGGAGCGGCCGUUCUCUUGCACGGAAUGCGAAAAGAGUUUCAACAAGUUGAGUAGCUUGAAAAGGCAUCGCGUCACUCACACGGGAGAGAAAAUGUAUUCUUGUCCAGACUGUGAGAAGAGGUUCAGUCAGCUGAGUAGCUUGAAAAGACAUUGCCUUAUUCAUAGGAGAGAAAUUGCAUUCUUGCACCGUGUGUGGGAAGAGCUGCAAUCGGUUAAGUAACGUGAAGGGGGAAGAAAUGCCUGCUUGUUGACAAAGGAUAGAUAUUUUCAGUGGAUUUUGAUAGCAUGCAGCAGGUGUAAAGAGGGAAGUGAACCAAAUUUUCAACAAACACCUGGGCUUCUUCCCGAGACUGCCUCUCCCCUGAGUCUGUUGCUCAGUAUUUUUAUGAUUAUGCAAUUCAUAUGCCUUUGGUUACAAUACAGCUGUGGUGUACCCAAUUUAUAUUAACCCACGCGCUAUGAUGUUUGGUGUCAUAAAUGGGGAGAGGCAGCAUGAAAUGACUUGGUAUGGUAAUCACGAAAAAUGAUAAUAGUGGAUUUAAUGGUAUCAGGAUCUUCAUAUGAUAUCAGUUUGUGAGGUAAAUUUUAAUUUAAAUUAAAAAUGUAAAAUUACUUAUUUUUGAGUUUAUAAAAAUGUGUUGUUCUGGAAUCAAUCAAUAUUUUUAUUAAUACUUUGCUACCAUAGGAAUCCUUGGUCAUCAAAAGUGAUUUGUUUAAAACUGGAAGAGAAGGAUAAUACUUUCUUAACACUUAUGAAUGUAACAUAUUUGCAAUGCAGGCAAUGGUUUGUGGACCCUUUAUUUAAAUUUGGGGGAGAUAUUGGUUAUCUCAAUAUGUAUGGGAUGACAAUGAAGCUUUUCAUUACAGCUUUAAUUUGAAUAAAGUAAAUGGGCAGUUAUUUUGACUUUUGAGCACUCAAGAAUGUCAGAACCCGCCAAGUUAAGUUGCUGUAACAUGACACUUUCAUUAU
This is a messenger RNA of Anguilla anguilla (European eel), 2563 nucleotides long. Its product is annotated as oocyte zinc finger protein XlCOF6.1-like. Gene Ontology annotation, molecular function: RNA polymerase II cis-regulatory region sequence-specific DNA binding; DNA-binding transcription factor activity, RNA polymerase II-specific. NCBI's taxonomy places the organism in Eukaryota, Metazoa, Chordata, Actinopteri, Anguilliformes, Anguillidae. Gene Ontology annotation, biological process: regulation of transcription by RNA polymerase II. The record is from RefSeq and is a predicted model, not a curated record. The transcript is spliced from 2 exons. The coding region runs from base 548 to 1813 and encodes 421 amino acids.